GAUAUGGCGGAGGCGGGAAAAGAGCUCGCCAGCCUCGCGUUCCCGGGAGGAGGUGCGGCUCAGUGGCCUCUGCAGCGCUAUGGCCGCUUCAUGCCGUCGGGUACCGGAGAGCCGCCUGGGCUUGGUCAGGACGUUGGGGCAGCGUCUUCCCCCACAUGGAAGGUUUUUGACUCCAGUGAGGAAUCUGGGUAUCUUGUUCUCACCAUCGUUAUAUCAGGUCAUUUCUUCAUUUCCCAAGGACAGACACUGCUGGAAGGGUUUUCACUCAUUGGUAGCAAGAACUGGUUGAAGAUCGUGAGACGCAUGGAUUGUCUGUUAUUUGGAACAACAAUAAAGAACAAGAGCCGCAUGUUCCGGGUGCAGUUUAGUGGAGGGUCCAAGGAGCAGGCGCUGGAGCACUGCUGCAGCUGUGUGCGGAAGCUGGCCCAGUACGUGCCGGUGCAGGCGCCCGACCCAGUGGUCCAGGAGCUCCCGCCGAGUCCCCGCCCACUGACGGCGGGUGAAAGCCAAGGGAAGGACUGUGUGCGGCAUGUCCCCUUGCAGCAGGGGCCACCCCAGAAGCCGGAGAAGCCGCAGCCAUGUGGACCGGCCAGCACGAGCGCUUCCGGAGGAAGGACCUCAGUGAGUCACUUAGCUCAGUCUCUCCUGGUGUCAGGGGAGCGGCUCCCGGUCUGUGAACAAUCUGCGUGGGACGCGGAGGAGUUAGGCCCUUUUCUACGCUUGUGCCUCAUGGAUCAGAAUUUUCCCGCGUUUGUGGAAGAGGUAGAAAAGGAACUCAAAAAGCUGACAGGGUUGAGAAAUUAA
Enhydra lutris kenyoni (northern sea otter) is the source of this 804-nucleotide messenger RNA. RefSeq names its product REC114 meiotic recombination protein. The transcript is spliced from 6 exons. Lineage: Eukaryota; Metazoa; Chordata; Mammalia; Carnivora; Mustelidae. The record is from RefSeq and is a predicted model, not a curated record. Bases 4 to 804 code for a protein of 266 amino acids.